This is a messenger RNA of Drosophila elegans, 872 nucleotides long. RefSeq names its product glycine cleavage system H protein, mitochondrial (gene ppl). The record is from RefSeq and is a predicted model, not a curated record. Gene Ontology annotation, cellular component: cytoplasm; glycine cleavage complex; mitochondrion. The transcript has 3 exons. The coding region runs from base 201 to 698 and encodes 165 amino acids. Lineage: Eukaryota; Metazoa; Arthropoda; Insecta; Diptera; Drosophilidae. Gene Ontology annotation, biological process: glycine decarboxylation via glycine cleavage system; protein lipoylation.
UCUUCUUCGGGUCAACAAAAGUUCACAAUAUAUUGUCGGAUUUCUGAUAAGCCGGGCAAUAUUCGACUUUCAUCUCGAGAGCCGGGCAUUAAACGUAACGCGUGUGUUUUGAAUCCGAUCAUUUGUCACCGAAACACCCCCGGGAGCGGACAAAAAAAUCACUUCACCGGCAGUUGCCUUUGUAUUUGACUGAAAAAAAUAUGGUUUUCAUCACCAAAUUCGCACGGAUUGGGCUGCAGGCUGCCCGCCAGCUGAGUGCCACGCCCCUUGCCGCCGUCCACGGGCGCGCCUUCCAUCUGACAAGCCUGCUAGCCAAAGAACGUCGCUACACAAACAAACACGAGUGGGUGGAACUGGUGUCCGGGAACAAUGCCAUCGUGGGCAUCUCCAGCUACGCCCAGGAGGCCCUGGGAGAUGUGGUCUUUGCCCAGCUGCCGGAACCGGGCACGGAACUCAAGCAGGAUGACGAAUGUGGAGCCCUGGAGAGUGUUAAGGCGGCUAGCGAGGUCUACUCCCCAGUCAGCGGCAAGGUGACGGAGAAAAACGCCCUGGUGGAGGACACACCGGCUCUGGUGAACAGCAGCUGCUAUGAGAAGGGCUGGCUCUUCAAGGUGGACCUUAAGAAUCCCCAGGAACUGGACGCCCUCAUGACCGAGGAACAGUACAAAACCUUUGUGAGCAGCAGUGGCGAUCACUAGGACCAGCAGCUAACCCAGCAUCCAACCACCUUGACUGUAGCCCUAAAACAAACGAUCUAGCAUUUGUUAUCAACUACACGCAUACCCAAAAAUCACCAACUAAACUCAUCGCCAUACACACGUUGUUGUAGCACUUGAAAUUUGUUACGAAUAAGAAUCAACAGUAAAUCCAAA